Messenger RNA from Mandrillus leucophaeus (drill), 2633 nucleotides. RefSeq names its product solute carrier organic anion transporter family, member 4A1 (gene SLCO4A1). Gene Ontology annotation, molecular function: protein binding. The coding region runs from base 92 to 2233 and encodes 713 amino acids. The transcript is spliced from 11 exons. Lineage: Eukaryota; Metazoa; Chordata; Mammalia; Primates; Cercopithecidae. Gene Ontology annotation, cellular component: membrane. The record is from RefSeq and is a predicted model, not a curated record. Gene Ontology annotation, biological process: transmembrane transport; sodium-independent organic anion transport.
ACCAGCCCCUUGGAUACCACUUGGCCACUCCCACGGAGGCCACUCACACUGUGUGGCUGAAGCCUCGAGGUCACCAGGCGGAGGCGCGGAGAUGCCCCUGCACCCGCUGGGGGACAAGCCGCUCACCUUUCCCGGCCCCAAUUCAGCCAUGGAAAACGGGCUUGACCACGGCACGCCCCUGAGCCCCGGCUCCCUGCGCUCCGCUGCCCAUAGUCCCCUGGACACCAGCAAACAGCCUCUCUGCCAGCCCUGGGCCGAGAAGCGUGGCGCCCGGGGGACCCACGAGGUGCGGUACGUCUCGGCCGGGCAGAGCGUGGCGUGCGGCUGGUGGGCCUUCGCACCCCCGUGCCUGCAGGUCCUCAAUACGCCCAAGGGCAUCCUGUUCUUCUUGUGCGCGGCCGCAUUCCUGCAGGGGAUGACCGUGAACGGCUUCAUCAACACGGUCAUCACCUCCCUGGAGCGUCGCUACGACCUGCACAGCUACCAGAGCGGGCUCAUCGCCAGCUCCUACGACAUCGCCGCCUGCCUCUGCCUCACCUUCGUGAGCUACUUCGGGGGCUCAGGGCACAAGCCACGCUGGCUGGGCUGGGGCGUGCUGGUCAUGGGCACGGGGUCGCUGGUGUUCGCCCUGCCCCACUUCACAGCUGGCCGCUACGAGGUGGAGGCGGACACGGGCGUCAGGACGUGCCCUGCCAACCCCAGCGCGGCGUGUGCAGACCGCACCUCGGGCCUGUACCGCUACCAGCUGGUCUUCAUGCUGGGCCAGUUCCUGCAUGGCGUGGGCGCCACCCCCCUCUACACACUGGGCGUCACUUACCUGGAUGAGAAUGUGAAGUCCAGCUACUCGCCCGUCUACAUUGCCAUCUUCUACACUGCAGCCAUCCUGGGCCCCGCUGCUGGCUACCUGAUUGGAGGUGCCCUGCUGAACAUCUACACGGAAGUGGGCCGACGGACGGAGCUGACUACCGAGAGCCCGCUGUGGGUGGGUGCCUGGUGGGUCGGCUUCCUGGGCUCCGGGGCUGCUGCCUUCUUCACCGCCGUUCCCAUUCUUGGUUACCCUCGGCAGCUGCCAGGCUCCCAGCGCUAUGCGGUCAUGAGAGCGGCGGAAAUGCACCAGUUGAAGGACGGCAGCCACGGGGAGGCGAGCAACCCAGACUUCGGGAAAACCAUCAGAGACCUGCCUCUCUCCAUCUGGCUCCUCCUGAAGAACCCCACGUUCAUCCUGCUGUGCCUGGCUGGGGCCACUGAGGCCACACUCAUCACCGGCAUGUCCACGUUUAGCCCCAAGUUCUUGGAGUCCCAGUUCAGCCUGAGUGCCUCGGAAGCUGCCACCUUGUUUGGGUACCUGGUGGUGCCAGCAGGCGGUGGCGGCACCUUCCUGGGUGGCUUCUUUGUGAACAAGCUCAGGCUCCGGGGCUCCGCGGUCAUCAAGUUCUGCCUGUUCUGCACCAUCGUCAGCCUGCUGGGCAUCCUCGUCUUCUCCCUCCACUGCCCCGGUGUGCCCAUGGCGGGCGUCACAGCCAGCUACAGCAGGAGCCUCCUGCCCGAAGGCCACCUGAACCUAACGGCGCCCUGCAACACUGCCUGCGGCUGCCAGCCGGAGCACUACAGCCCUGUGUGUGGCUCAGACGACCUCAUGUACUUCUCGCUGUGCCAUGCGGGGUGCCCUGCAGCCACUGAGAUGAAUGUGGAUGGCCGGAAGGUGUACCGAGACUGUAGCUGUGUCCCUCAGAAUCUUUCCUCUGGUUUUGGCCAUGUCACUGCAGGGAAAUGCACUUCAACUUGUCAGAGAAAGCCCCUCCUUCUGGUUUUCAUAUUCGUUGUAAUUUUCUUUACAUUCCUCAGCAGCAUUCCUGCACUAACGGCAACUCUACGAUGUGUCCGUGACCCUCAGAGAUCCUUUGCUCUGGGAAUCCAGUGGAUUGUAGUUAGAAUACUAGGGGGCAUCCCGGGGCCCAUCGCCUUCGGCUGGGUGAUCGACAAGGCCUGUCUGCUGUGGCAGGACCAGUGUGGCCAGCAGGGCUCCUGCUUGGUGUACCAGAACUCGGCCAUGAGCCGCUACAUCCUCAUCAUGGGGCUCCUGUACAAGGUGCUGGGCGUCCUCUUCUUUGCCACAGCCUGCUGUUUAUACAAGCCCCUGUCGGAGUCUUCAGAUGGCCUGGAAGCUUGUCUGCCCAGCCAGUCCUCGGCCCCUGGCAGUGCCACAGAUAGCCAGCUCCAGAGCAGCAUCUGACCACCGCCCACGCCCACCCGGCCACAGCAGGCGCUCAGCAUUUCCUGAUGACGGAACGGUGCCCUUGGGUGAUGCAAUCACAUGGAAACUUCUAUUUGACCUGCAACCUUCUAGUUAACCUGUGGUUUAAAGUCAGCUGUGAACUCCUGUCCCCAGAGCUGUACAGCCCUUCAGUGGGUGGGAGGAACUUGCACAAAUACAUAUUUAUGGACACAUAUUUUGCAUCAGAAGAUAUUUAUAGAAUGUAUUUUAUACCGGAUCGUGUGUGGUAUGCGUGAGGGCAAGCUCUGAGGGGCUGAAUCCCACUGGGAGGGUGCGGGCCUGGCCUGCAACCCAAGGAAGGCUUGUGUGUCCUCAGUGAAAGCUGUGCAUAUCUAAAUAUAUUUUGUAUUUAAGCCUG